CGCUGCAGACACUCUAUCUUACAGUGGUAUCACAAAGCUGUAACCAGUCUGCAGACCUGUGAAAUCGAAUACAGAACGACGCGUUCCUCACUGAAGUGGGACACAGUAGUAUGUGAGAUGAUGAUCUGUAUUCUGUUACUCUGGUCUGGGACUCCAUGUGUUGGGGACUGGCGCUUCCUGCGUUGCUGUGAAUGUGAAAAUGGCCUCUCUGGCCAGCAAGGAUUCCUUCUUCCAGAGUCUGGGCAGGAAAGUGUGCGCUCAGCAGAGUACAGAGCCACGGAAAUGGAAAAACGCAUUUAAUGGCGAUGACUCAGAGGAACGCAGCGGUCCCAAGAAAAAGAGGAAAAAAAAGCCGCGGAAGCUACGAAAUAACCGAGGGGCACAGGAGAGUCCCAGGAUACUGCCCCCAAUUAUCCCAAAGCCACACAGUAAAGAGGCAGCUCAGACCUCCUUCUCCACCGUUGAUAUUUUAAGGAAACGGCUCCAUGAGAAGAUUGAGGAGUCUCGUGGUCAGGUUUCCAACAAAUCUCUUUCUGCUGAAGAGAUAGAGAAAAGACGGCACAAAAGAAAGCAGGAGAGAGAGAGGAAGAAGAGGAAGAGAAAGGAGCUGAAGAUGAAGGCUGCACGUGCAACAGAAGAAGGGGAAGCCCCCAAAACGGAGGAGAUUGUAGAAGAAGUUAAAGAGGAGAAGGUCCAAGCACCACUGGUCUUCAACAAAGUGGAAGUUCACGAUGAACCUCUCCACAAAGUCCUGCGGAAAAAGGAGAAGAAGGGGGCGGUGAAAGGAAACAUUACGCCCAUGACGGGCAAGAAUUACAAACAGCUACUGAGCCGCCUGGAACUGCGCAAGAGCAAAAUCGAAGAGCUGAGGGCCAAAGACCAGGAGAAAGCCAAGGAAUUUGAGUCCAAAAUCAAAUGGACAAAUGUGUUGUACAAGGCUGAGGGGCUGAAAAUCAAAGACGACGAGGGGAUGCUGAAAACUGCGCUAAAGAGGAAAGAGAAGCAGCGGGAGCAAAGAAAGAAGCGCUGGGACAACCGCACGGAGCAGACGGCAGAGAGGAUGCAACAGAGGCAGGAGAAGAGGACUCGCAACAUCAAGAAGAAGAAAAUGAACAAGCUGGAAAAGAAGAAGAACCUUGCGCGGAAGAGGGGCCGCGUCAUGCCCGAAGACCUGGCCAAAGCGAAUUUUAAGUGAACUGUGACUCUUGUUUUAUAAUGAGCUACCUAUCCGUGUGCAAAGAAAGUCCGCACUAUACCGUAAUAUACACGGCCAGUGCCAUUGUCCUAUUCCUGGAUCUAAAAGACAGCUUCAUGCUGGACAUUUGGAAUUGAUAUAAAAGACAGUGACCAAGAUCUGUUACUGUUAUACAUAGAUAUAAUAUAGCCUUCUCUAUCGGCAACGCUAUAUUUUAGAGACAUGUGACUAAGAUGAAAUGUCGUUGAGUAAGUGGCUUCCUUUUAGAGCAGUGGGAGUCAUUCCGAGUUGAUCGCUCGCUAGCUAGUUUUAGCAGCCGUGCAAACGCUAUGCCGCCGCCCACUGGGGAGUGUAUUUUAGCUUAGCAGAAGUGCGAACGCAUGUGCAGCCGAGCUCUGCAAAAACAGUUUGUGCAGUUUCAGAGUAGCUCUGAACCUACUUGGCGCUUGCGAUCACUUCAGCCUAUUCGUUUCCGUAUUUGACGUCAUACACCCGCCCAGCCACGCCUGCGUUUUUUCAGACACGCCUGCGUUUUUGCAAACACUCCCUGAAAACGGUCAGUUGACACCCAGAAACGCCCCCUUCCUGUCAAUCUUCUUGCGGCCGUCAGUGCGAAUAAAAACUUCGCUAGAACCUGAGCACAACCACAAAGGGCUUUGUACCCGUACGUCGUGCGUGCGCAUUGCGGGGCAUACGCAUGCGCAUAAAUGCCAUUUUUUCACCUGAUUGCUGCGAAAAAUCGUCAGCGAGCGAUCAACUCGGAAUGACCCCCAGUGUUGGAAAAUGUGAGUUUACUGUGACAAGUCGAAUAUAAAUAAAACAUUUAAUGACUUUAACAGUGCGAUGUUCUGCAGACGCUAAUCUGAAAUGUCAGGUCUCGGUAAAUGUAAUAUAGACAGAUUGAUAAAGUAGAUAAACAACGGCCCCUUUACACUUCACAAGGAUUAUUCUAUAACAUUUUACAAAUACCGCAAGCAUAUGCAGUAUCAACUAAUACGGUUUCAGCUCUCAUUAACCCUGCUUACUAGCCUGACCAAAGCAGCAGUCUUAUUGGUUGCUUUGUUGAUGACCUCAGAUGAGUUGUAUUUUUAACGUCACUCUCUGUUCAGCAAAUUUCUCUUUUGUUACCAAAUAUAGAAACCGUGUGUUUCAUUGUAUACGCUGUGACUCCAUUAUGCCUCCAGUCUCACGGUGCCUCCCCUCUACCACUGUUUGGACUUGUUCCCCAAAUAAACAAUUAUUUUACAUGACUUCA
Pseudophryne corroboree (corroboree frog) is the source of this 2450-nucleotide messenger RNA. It is a transcript of the gene SURF6, whose product is annotated as surfeit 6. Gene Ontology annotation, molecular function: DNA binding; RNA binding. Bases 200 to 1195 code for a protein of 331 amino acids. Gene Ontology annotation, cellular component: nucleolus. Lineage: Eukaryota; Metazoa; Chordata; Amphibia; Anura; Myobatrachidae. Gene Ontology annotation, biological process: ribosomal small subunit biogenesis; ribosomal large subunit biogenesis. The record is from RefSeq and is a predicted model, not a curated record. The transcript is spliced from 5 exons.